Molecule: messenger RNA, 522 nt
Organism: Pezoporus occidentalis (night parrot)
Lineage: Eukaryota; Metazoa; Chordata; Aves; Psittaciformes; Psittacidae
Product: olfactory receptor-like protein OLF2
Exons: 1
Coding region: 1-522 (173 amino acids)
Biological process (GO): G protein-coupled receptor signaling pathway; sensory perception of smell
Cellular component (GO): membrane
Molecular function (GO): odorant binding; olfactory receptor activity
Source: RefSeq, a predicted model, not a curated record
AUGUCCCACCGGCUCUGCAUGCUGCUGGUGGCCAGUUCCUAUGUGCUUGGCCUGCUGAACUCUUGGGUGCACACAGAGUUCGCCUUCAGCCUGCCUUUAUGCCAGCCAGCCAAGGUCAACCACUUCUACUGUGAAAUCACGCCUGUUCUGGCCCUCUCCUGCUCUGACACACGUGUCAAUAGGUGUCUGAUAUUUGUCCUUGGUGGGCUGGUGGAGAUGGUGACCAUCUUGGCCGUCCUGGUCUCCUACGCCUUCAUCCUCGCUGCUGUCUCAGGGAUCAGCUCUGCUCGGGGCCGGUACAAAGCCUUCUCCACGUGCACCUCUCACCUGGCUGGAGUCACCAUCUUCCACGGGUCCAUCCUCGCCCUGAACUUCCGACCAGGGUCUGGCAGCAGCCUGAGCACGGAUAAGGUCUUUGCUGUGUUCUACUCGCUGGUGGUGCCCAUGCUGAACCCCCUGAUCUACAGCCUCAGGAACAGGGAGGUGAAGAACGCCCUGAGGGACUUUGUCAGGUGGAAGUAG